Molecule: messenger RNA, 417 nt
Organism: Papaver somniferum (opium poppy)
Lineage: Eukaryota; Viridiplantae; Streptophyta; Magnoliopsida; Ranunculales; Papaveraceae
Product: EPIDERMAL PATTERNING FACTOR-like protein 3
Exons: 3
Coding region: 1-417 (138 amino acids)
Biological process (GO): stomatal complex development; guard cell differentiation
Source: RefSeq, a predicted model, not a curated record
AUGUGGACUACUGAGGAACAAAACAGAAGAAGAAGAAGAAUCUGCUUUGUUGCUGUUUCUAUAGUUAUUUCACUGCAUCUGGUGGGUUUGGUGUCUGCAACUAGUAGAACUUUUACAACUAAUCAUCAAGCUCAUCAUCAACAACAAGCAGGACAAAACUUUGAAUCUAUUUCACCAGCACCUUUAAGCAGCUCGCAACAGGAAUUUCUUCAGGGUAUGGGUGGGAGUGAAGGAGAAUAUAAAAUGUUGAGUACACUUGGAUCUAGACCACCAAGCUGUGAGCAUAAAUGUGGAGGAUGUGUACCAUGUGAAGCAAUACAAGUUCCAACAACAACUGAUAGAGUUGGCAUUCAGUAUGCAAAUUAUGAACCAGAAGGAUGGAAAUGCAAAUGUGGAACUACUUUCUUUAAUCCUUGA